UAUUACUUUCUUUGUCCUAACACGAUUCCUUUGGAUCUAUCCCAUCUUCGCUAUGGACCUACCACAACAGCUCAAGGCCGUAACUCUCACACACGUCCGCUACCGUCGCGGCGAUCAGCUCGGGCACUUCCUCGCCUGGAUCUCCCUUGUCCCGGUCUUCAUCAGCCUCGGCGGAUUCGUCUCCCAUUUCCUCUUCCGCCGCGAGCUCCAAGGGAUCUUCUUCGGCCUCGGCCUCGUGAUCUCCCAGCUCAUCAACGAAUUCAUCAAAACCACCGUGGAGCAGGCUCGCCCCGAGACGUGCACCCUGCUCGAGGCCUGCGACUCGCACGGGUGGCCGUCGAGCCACUCGCAGUUCGUGUUCUUCUUCGCGACGUACUUUUCUUUGAUGGGGUGCAAAGGGAUCGGGUUCUGGUUCGGGUUGAGGAGCAGAUGGGUUCUGAAUCUGUUGCAUUGGUGUCUUGCUGUUGUGACUAUGUAUUCUAGGGUGUACUUGGGGUACCACACCGUGGCGCAGGUUUUCGCGGGGGCUGCGUUGGGGGCGGUUGUUGGGGGGAGUUGGUUCUGGGUGGUGAAUAGUGUGUUGUAUCGUUAUUUUGCGGUGAUUGAGGAGAGUAAGUUGGGGAGGAUGCUGUGUGUUAAGGAUACUUCUCAUAUUCCUGAUGUGUUGAAGUUUGAGUAUGACAAUGCUAGAGCUGCUAGGAACAACACUAAGUCCGAUUGAUUUGGUCGGAAAAGCACUGUUAUAAGGCUCAAAUGAACAUGAAACUCACAAGAGCUUCUUCACACUUUUUAUUUUUUUACAUUCCUUUUUCAUAUUGACAUAUCUAUAUUGAAAGAUACAUUGCUUCAUAGAUUAAAUAGAAAAAUUAUUGGUCUGUGGUUUUAAGGAUUCACAAGCACGUCUUAGUGUAUUUCUUCAAUAGUUGGAAAGAGUUGAUAAGACUUAUGAUGCA
Messenger RNA from Brassica napus (rape), 953 nucleotides. Its product is annotated as lipid phosphate phosphatase gamma. Lineage: Eukaryota; Viridiplantae; Streptophyta; Magnoliopsida; Brassicales; Brassicaceae. The transcript is spliced from 2 exons. Gene Ontology annotation, cellular component: endoplasmic reticulum membrane; intracellular membrane-bounded organelle. The record is from RefSeq and is a predicted model, not a curated record. Gene Ontology annotation, molecular function: dolichyldiphosphatase activity. The coding region runs from base 53 to 721 and encodes 222 amino acids. Gene Ontology annotation, biological process: lipid biosynthetic process; protein N-linked glycosylation.